UACUCUCUCACUCACGCGCAAUUUCACCCAACAAAGUGGAAGAGCGAGCGUUAGGGUUUUAGCCAAAACCAAAAGCUUGAUUCACUGAAAAACCAAAGAUGGUGGCGGACAAGGGAAAGAAGCCCAAGCUUUCAGACAAGCCCGAAGAUGAAAACCCUGACCAAAUCGACGAGAAGCUCGUCCUCUCCAUCGAGAAGUUGCAGGAGGUCCAAGACGAGCUCGAAAAGAUCAAUGAGGAAGCCAGUGAUAAGGUCCUUGAAGUGGAGCAAAAGUACAAUGAAAUUCGCAAGCCAGUUUACGAUAAGCGAAAUGAUAUCAUCAAGGCCAUUCCUGACUUUUGGUUAACUGCGUUUAUGAGUCAUCCCGCGCUUGGUGAACUUUUGACGGAUGAGGAUCAAAAGAUUUUCAAGCAUCUAACUUCUCUGGAAGUGGAGGAUUGCAAAGACGUGAAAUCUGGUUAUACCAUUUCACUCUUCUUCAGCCCCAAUCCUUACUUUGAAGACACAAAGCUUUCAAAGACCUUUACCUUCCUGGAUGAAGGAACAAAAGUUACUGCUACAUCAAUAAAGUGGAAAGAAGGAAUGGGCAUACCCAAUGGAACUAAUCAUGAGAAGAAAGGGAACAAACGACCUCCCUCUGAGGAAAGCUUCUUUAGCUGGUUUGGUGAUAGUCAAGAGAAAGAUAUUAUGGAUGAGAUUCAUGAUGAGAUUGCAGAGGUCAUUAAGGAGGACUUGUGGCCCAAUCCUCUUACUUACUUCAGCCAUGAUGCUGAUGAUGAGGAAUUUGACGAGGACGAAGUUGAUGAAGAGGGAAAGGAGGACGAUGACGACUCCGAAGAUGAUGAGGAUGAUCAAGAUGACGAUGAUGAAGAUGGUGAUGAGGAUGAUGGAAAGUGAAACACUCAUCUGGGUCGUCAAAUCUUUUGCAUUUGCUGGUUUGGGAAGACAGUGUAAAGUGGUUUACAGUAGUUGGUCAAGUCAAGUCUGAGGUGUUAGGGGGGUGGCAUUAUAACUCUUUUUCUUUAAAGGAUCAGGUUGUGUAGGCACCUGACUGCUCUCGCCUCUCAUGGCCAGUCAGUGGUUUCCCGACUCUGCUGUUUCUACAGUUAUUUUUGUAGCUUCUUUUGGGAUAUGCAGGUCUCUAGCUGACAAUAUCACAGUUCUCUGUUAUUUUCUUCUCUUUUUGAUGCCAUCAAUGAGGAUAUAUGCUAUUAUAGUAC
This is a messenger RNA of Rosa rugosa (rugosa rose), 1219 nucleotides long. RefSeq names its product NAP1-related protein 2. Gene Ontology annotation, molecular function: chromatin binding; histone binding. The record is from RefSeq and is a predicted model, not a curated record. The transcript is spliced from 10 exons. NCBI's taxonomy places the organism in Eukaryota, Viridiplantae, Streptophyta, Magnoliopsida, Rosales, Rosaceae. Bases 99 to 896 code for a protein of 265 amino acids. Gene Ontology annotation, cellular component: chromatin; nucleus. Gene Ontology annotation, biological process: nucleosome assembly.